AUGGGGGUCUCAGGGCUUCUUCCCAUGCUAGCCCCGGCUCAGGAACACACCACUCUCGAGAAAUACCGGGGCAAAACCCUCGCCAUCGAUGCCUAUGGGUGGCUCCACCGAGGCAUCAUUUCGUGCGCCCAGGAGCUUUGCACCAACCAGCCCACCCGCCGUUACGUGACGCUGAUCAUGAAGAAAGUCGACUUAUUGCGUUACUUUGGCGUCGAACCGUACUUUGUAUUUGAUGGCGCUGCCCUUCCUACCAAAGCUGAGACCAAUCGCGAACGGCGAGAGAAACGGGUACUGGCUCAGGCCAAAGCCGACGCCUACGCGAAGGCGGGUAACUCCAAGGCGGCGUGGAAGGAGUACAUGAAAGCUGCGGGCGUCACCUGUCAAAUGGCGAAAACGGUGAUGGUGGAACUCGACACCCUAGGUAUCGAGUACAUUGUCGCCCCUUACGAAGCGGAUCCGCAGAUGGUUUAUUUGGAAAAGAUCGGCAUCGUCGACGGUAUUCUCCUGGAAGACUCCGAUUUGCUUGUGUUUGGCGCCAACCUCCUCAUCACUAAGCUUAAAGAUAACGGCAGUUGUGUCGAAGUUGACCGCAAACGCAUUGCUCAGAGCGUGCCCGGCUUGGGUCUGUUUAACAGCAGUCAAUGGCGGUAUGUGGCUAUGCUUCUGGGAUGUGAUUACACUAAGGGUAUUGACAAAGUGGGGAUGAUUACCGCAGUCAAACUCGUACAACGGUACCCGGAAAUUGAUCGACUCCUCCGAGCGCUCAGAGCUGAAGGUAAGCUGAUACCUGAUACGUUUGCCGAGGAGAUGAAACUAGCCGACUUAGCAUUCCAGUUCCAGAAAGUGUACCAUCCUCGCAACCACACUCUCGAAACCCUUAACUCUUACCCUGAAGAUAUGGAUGUGGCAGCGAUGCUCCACGACCUCGAACGAUGCUGUGGGGAAACCAAGGAUCAAGCGUAUUACCAAAAGAUGUGUACUGGUAAAAUUCACCCCACUACCGGUGAGCCGCUUUUAACUCGAGAACAGAGUCUUUUGAGCGUGGAAUCGCCGUCAUCUCAGCCGUCAAGUCAACUGCUGAGUCAAUCGUCAACCAAUAGCAAACUGGUGCUAGACUACUUUGGUCAAUCCAAAGAAAAGAAGCCCGAGGCUAAGCCAGUAGUGAAGCCAACUCCCAAGCCGCCAGUGGCGGCGGCACCGCUGAAGCCUCUGCCGACUUCGCAACGGCUUCGUCGUCUACUCGGCCGUGAUGCCCCUCAACAACUGAGUCCAUUCUUCAGUAAGCUUUUGGGUAAGUCUUCUGAAACCAACGAGAUUUCGUCGGUGGUGGCAGAAGCUGAUGACGUCGACGAAGUGGUCACUGAUGUCGACGAAGCCACCCAGGAAACCCCCGACACCAUGCCUUCGCUCGCUACCCCAACGAUGUCGCAAACACUGUGGGUGACUUCAUCGAUGACCGUGCCCACCGUGCCUGAGGGAUCGCUCGAAAGUCUCUGUCAGGAGUACGCCUCGCUCGAACAGGAAAUCACCGAGGUUGAGGUGGAUAUGGAGCUCGAGGAGACUCCCAAACGGCAAGUGCUAGAGUCGCUGCCGCUUAAACCGCCGCCAGUAACGCUGUCACCGACCAAACACGAUCUUUCGGAGUCUGACAGUGAAGCCUUGACCACCACUGAGCGCACGUCGUCGUCACCGGAAAGACUGCAAUUAUUCAGCUACCUCCGCGACCGGUUUCUGUCGAGUACACUGGACGAUGUGGCCAUCCCUUUAACUCCGGUGUCACGGCCUCGCCAGGACAAAAAGCGGGUGCCGUUAGCUCCCAAGUCACUCAACCAAGUGAAGAAUACUGAUAACGUCAAUGUGUCGAAGGUGUCCACCAAAAUGACCGCCACCAAGAUGACCUCUUCGAAGUUAACAUCAGCCAAAAUGUCAAUGUCGACGACAUCGAUGACGACGACAUCGAUGACGGCCACGUCGACAAAAUUGUCAGCUUCGCAGUCGACGCCUAAGCGUAGUCUUGCUGACUUUGCAUACAAGCGGCCCCGCAUCGCUAAGUAA
Messenger RNA from Diutina rugosa, 2055 nucleotides. RefSeq names its product Rad2 family nuclease (gene EXO1). Gene Ontology annotation, molecular function: 5'-3' DNA exonuclease activity; 5'-flap endonuclease activity; metal ion binding. Gene Ontology annotation, biological process: DNA double-strand break processing; mismatch repair; DNA recombination. The transcript has a single exon. The record is from RefSeq and is a predicted model, not a curated record. Lineage: Eukaryota; Fungi; Ascomycota; Pichiomycetes; Serinales; Debaryomycetaceae. Gene Ontology annotation, cellular component: nucleus. Bases 1 to 2055 code for a protein of 684 amino acids.